CUUCAUACCCGUCAUUGCUGCCUUCUGUAGCACUGACUCCCAUGGCUCAGUCCCACCGACUGAAAAAGACCUCAUCUCUUGAAUCCUCGUCUGUGAAUGCUGAUAAGACCAGUUUUACUGAGUUUGCAGGCCCUACUCCUCUGAAUGUUGUUGACCAUCCUUCUCAGUACGCACCAGUCCAGAGCCCUAACAUGAAUGGUGGUUUCUUUCAUGUUGCUGGAGGGACAUCAAACGUUAAAAUUCUGAGUAAAGCUAAAGACCACUUGGAAAUGAAUGGCUCUGAGACCAGACUUGGGCGGUCUUCUCGGUUGCCUGUUGGAAACGGAACAAACUCUGAGAAAACUGAUUUUCCUCAAAGCAAGGGUGCAUCUCAUGGAAGGCCAGGUGUGGGUUCAGUUGGGAAACAACACAACAGGGCAAUUGGGGCUGCGUCAAGUAUGAGAAGAUAGAUCUGUUUUGGAUCUUGCAGGCAGUGCCGACACUCAAUUAUUGGCAUCAAGCCGAGCAAAGAACCGAAGAUUGUGACUGGAAGGAGGCAGUAAUAUCUCAAGUUAUAUUCUCCAGCUAUAUGUUUACUAUGUGCAAAUUGAUUCAAAAUACUGGGUGGUUUUACUACAUUAUAUUCUCUUAAAUUGGAAAACAUGAAUUUAUUUAAUCCUUUCGGUUGUUGCAUUUAAUUGCCUGCUGUACUGUUUUGGUGCAACGUUCAGCA
Messenger RNA from Sesamum indicum (sesame), 712 nucleotides. The record is from RefSeq and is a predicted model, not a curated record. NCBI's taxonomy places the organism in Eukaryota, Viridiplantae, Streptophyta, Magnoliopsida, Lamiales, Pedaliaceae.